Molecule: messenger RNA, 806 nt
Organism: Triticum urartu
Lineage: Eukaryota; Viridiplantae; Streptophyta; Magnoliopsida; Poales; Poaceae
Product: adenine phosphoribosyltransferase 1
Biological process (GO): adenine salvage
Cellular component (GO): cytoplasm; cytosol
Molecular function (GO): adenine phosphoribosyltransferase activity
Source: RefSeq, a predicted model, not a curated record
AUGGCAUCCGACGGGCGCGUGGAGCGGAUCGCGUCCAGCAUCCGCGCCAUCCCCAACUUCCCCAAGCCAGGGAUUUUGUUUCAGGACAUCACAACCUUGCUUCUCGAUCCGCAGGCAUUCCGUGACACCACUGACCUCUUUGUCGAGCGGUACAAGGACAAAGACAUAACUGUAGUUGCUGGUGUUGAAGCCAGAGGAUUCAUUUUUGGUCCUCCCAUUGCAUUAGCCAUAGGUGCAAAGUUUGUUCCAAUAAGGAAGCCGAAAAAAUUACCUGGUGAGGUGAUAUCGGAAGAAUAUUCUCUGGAAUAUGGCACUGACAAAAUUGAAAUGCACGUAGGAGCUGUGCAGCCCAAUGACCGAGUCCUUAUUGUGGAUGAUCUAAUUGCCACAGGGGGAACCCUUUGUGCCGCUGCCAAACUUAUUGAGCGUGUUGGAGCAAAGGUGGUUGAGUGUGCCUGUGUUAUUGAACUGCCAGAGUUGAAGGGCCGGGACAAGUUGGGGGACAUGCCAGUUUUUGUCCUAGUGCAGGCAGACGAGUCAGUAUGAAACAAGUUGUGACUCUUGAGUUGUUCCAAUGAUGUUUCCCUUCUGGAACUAUACUGGAAGCAGCAAAGAUAUCCGUUACAAUCUUAGCUAGUUCCUAUCUGGAGCUGCUCAAUAAAAGUUUCAUCUUUAAAUUUGUCCUUCUGGAACUGUUUGGGAAUGCAGACUUGAUUGUUGUUCCCUGUAAUAUGUGGCUUAUUUCUGUCAAAAACAGUGCAAAUUAUUCAUGUCAAUGAAGGAUAGUCUGUACUGAAGUUUGUUUC